AUGAUCGGCUUGGAUUCGUCAACACCUGCCUGUUUGAGCCGGUUCAGAAUGGCCUCUGGGGCUAUGAACUGUUUAUCAGCGUUGAGAAAGUCCUGGAAUGGGACGUUGAUAGCGUUUUUGAUAUGGCCCGAGGAGAUGCCUGGUCUUGCCUCGUUGGCGGAUCCGUCGAAUCGGGGCCCCGAUCUGGCGUCCAGUAAUGUGUACGACUUGCCGAUCUUGUCCUCGAGAACCAAUUGCUUUAGUUCUUCAAAAGAGACCAGUUUCGACUUAUCAAAGGUGGCUUUAUAA
Molecule: messenger RNA, 288 nt
Organism: Ogataea philodendri
Lineage: Eukaryota; Fungi; Ascomycota; Pichiomycetes; Pichiales; Pichiaceae
Exons: 1
Coding region: 1-288 (95 amino acids)
Source: RefSeq, a predicted model, not a curated record